CUCUCUAAAAGUGAUAUGGCCUUGCGUGCGUUGAUUCUUCCCUCUUUCUCUCCACCACCCACUUUGAUUCUAGUGUCUGUUGCUGGCAAGCUGUCCAAUCGUGCGUCCAGUUGUUUCUUCCCCCUGUGAUCGGGAAAGAUGAUAGUUAAAAACAGCUUUUUUUACUUGCACAUCGAAGAAAAUAAAAUAAAAUUACCAUAAUAACACGUGAUCAGGAGACUCUUGAUAGUGCGUGUGUAUCGUGAAAGGCAGUGAAUUAUGAUACAGACACCCUCUUCUUCUGGAGCUGCUGCUGUUGCUGCUGUCUAUGUCGUGUUGCUGCGCUGCUCAGCAUCAAUGAUCAGUCAGUCUCGCCGGUAAUAUAGCGCCCCCGUGUCGAGGAGACGAGGAGAGAAUAAAAGGAGGAAACUUGGAAACGACGGCUUUGCUGAGCCGUGGCCUUUUUUCCAAAAACCCCUACCCUUUUUUUUUUUGUUACAUUUUUUUUGUUUAAUACCUUCUUCAACGAAUGAACAUGGAUAUGCAGACGCCUAAUGUUUAUGCCAUCCCUGGCAUGCCAGAACUCAGCAUGGUCUGGAUGGGUGAUAUGAUGGUCCACAAUGAUCCCUCCCAGGAACUUAUGAUGGAUCCCAGGCAAGCGGAAAGCCCGUACUUUUCACAUGGUCACCACUCCUUUGAAGAUAUAAGAAAUCAUCAAGUACCUCCCACUGCUAUGGUAAGGUACUUGGCUCCACAAUUUCACAACGAGUGCUCAGAAUCAGAGGAACCUAUGGAAGGUGUUGAUGUUCAAAACAUCCAGCCAGACUAUGAUCAAAGUGAAGGACACGAAAUAAAUGAAUAUCUUGGUCUAGAAGAUUAUAUGGCUGAUGAGGACAGAGAACAAAUUGUUAACAACGCAGCCACUCAAACACAGGAUGUUCGUACUCGUAAAAUUAAGCCCAUCAAACAUCCAGGUUUAGUUUUAAAAACGCCAAUAGCCUAUCAACCUCACACAGAUUUGAAUUGCAUUCCUAUACGUAAGGAUGGUAUUGCUGUGUGCGAAAAAUGUGGUGCUAUCGGGGUAAAACACGCAUUUUACACGAGAGAACGGCGGUUUUGUAGUCGUGCCUGUGCUCGUUCCUCGGAACAUACAGCAGCUCAUGCAGAUUCCACAUAUAGUCCAACUCAUUCUAUAGACCUAAACACUACAGAUGCUAAUGUACCAAAUGACGUAAAGCCUAAGUUAUUAAAUAUAAAAGAAGAAAUAGUUACGCCUAAAGAAGUAAAGACAACAGAAAACAUAAAGCCAGUAUUACCUACAAAGCCAGAGCCAGUAAUGCCAGAAGAAUUGCCUAUAAGAAGAAAACGUACAGCCGCAAUGGCAGGAUCAUAUGACUGGACGUCUCAAUUGAAAGCACCUGGUUUUUGCGCUGCUCCUGUUUCUUGUUUCAAACACGCACCAAUAUCAGAAAUAUGGGGUAACAUAACUGUGGGCAUGAAAGUGGAAGUUGAAAACACUGACUGUGAUGAAGUGUGCGAAGAAUUUCCUGACUCAUUUUGGGUAGCGUACCUACUUCGUACUGCUGGUUACAAAGCGCUUCUCAGAUAUGAGGGUUUCGGUAAUCAAGGUGAAAAAGAUUUUUGGGUAUCUGUAUGUUCAAAUGAAAUCCAUCCAGUAGGUUGGUGUGCCACAAUCGGAAAACCUUUGAUUCCACCAAAAUCAAUCGCAAACAAAUACAAAGACUGGAAAGAUUUUCUGAUGCGGAGAUUGACGGGUGCUCGAACUCUUCCGACCAAUUUUUACAGUAAAGUCAACGACAGUAUGAAGUCGCGUUUUCGCGUAGGACUGCAUCUUGAGGUCGUGGAUAAAAAUCGUAUUUCACAAGUAAAAGUAGCAACCAUACAGAAAAUCGUGGGUAAGCGGCUGCACGUGCGUUACUACGACUCACCACCUGAAGACAACGGUUUUUGGUGUCACGAAGACUCUCCCCUCAUACAUCCUGUCGGUUGGGCUGCGAAAGUUGGUCAGACCAUAGACGCGUACCCCGAGUAUUUUCAGCGCGUUGAGUCCGGUAAAUUGAGCGAUGAUGAUACGAGACCUGAAUUGUUUCUUACACCUAAAAACUACCAUGCGCGCUUCGGAUACACGUUCAGCGAAGGUAUGAAGAUGGAAGCAAUAGAUCCGUUGAAUUUGUCGGCCAUAUGUGCCGCUACUGUUAUGAAAGUGUUGCGUGAAGGCUACAUAAUGAUCAGAAUCGACAGCUACGAUGAAGAUAUCAAUGGUGCUGAUUGGUUUUGCUAUCAUUCGUACUCACCCUGCAUCUUUCCGUUGGGCUUUUGCGCUACGCAUGGCUUGCCCCUCACACCUCCUAAGGGGUAUGAUCCAGCUACGUUCUCGUGGGAUUCAUAUUUGGAGAAAACAAGCACGAUACCAGCACCUACGGAACUGUUCAAUAGGGAAAUACCCAAGCAUGGAUUUCUCGAAGGAAUGAGGCUAGAGGCGGCAGAUUUGAUGGAUCCUAGAUUAGUUUGCGUAGCGACAGUUACUAGAGUAAUUGGACGAUUGUUAAGGGUACACUUCAAUGGAUGGGAGGAUGAGUACGAUCAGUGGCUGGAUUGUAAAAGUUGUGAUAUUUACCCAGUUGGUUGGUGCGAUUUGGUUGAACACAAAUUGGAAGGACCUAGAGCAUCGAUAAAAAAUAUUAGUCCCAACAACGCAAAAACACCAAGAGGCCUGAAACGCAGAGGUAGGAGAAAAAUAAAACGAGCCGGUGGGCACCGAGGUCCAUACACCCGCAGUUUGCAGCAACAACGUAUAGCUGAAAUAAGAUUAGCCGAGCAACAUCAAGCAGAACUUGAACAAGAAGAACAGCAGCAAAGUCAACAUCAACAGCAUCAUCGGCAACAACAAAUACAGCAGAAACGUAUAGUUCGCGUGAAGGAAGAGCACGAGAUGGGCCCUGUUCAGGGUACGAAAAUUGAACGCGAGCGUGGUGAUCUAGAGAGCAUACCACAGCAGUCGAAUGCUAGGGAGCCUGAACCUGCGUUAGAUGCUGGACCCGAUCAAACCCUUCCGAGUCCGACGAGUGGUCAAGGUCAUUCAACAAACGAACCAAGGCCCAAAGAAAAGACUUCCUAUGUUAACCAGUCAAAUACUGUGAGCAGCAAAUAUAUUCCGAGGGUGGCAGAUGGUAUACAGAAAAGUUCAGAAUUGGGUGAGCUAGUGCCAAGUGAUUGGAAUAUCUUUGACGUUUCCCAGUUCUUGCGUGUAAACGAUUGCGCCACGUAUUGCGACAAUUUCAACAAACGCAAGGUUGACGGCAAAGCUUUGCUUGCCCUAACUAAAGAUCAAAUAAUUGACUUGACCGGUUUCAAGGUUGGCCCAUCACUCAAGAUCUUUGAUCUUAUUCAGCAACUUAAAAUUAAGGUAAACCCAGCACAGGAGAGAUCAAAAAUGAGUUUGAAAAAAAUAUUAUAACACGAUUAGAGUUGUUUAGAAUUCACGAAGUAAACCUGUACAAUAAAAGUAGAUCAAUCAUUUCUCGAUUUUGUUUUAUACAUUGAAAAGUAAAUAUUUUUCACAUAAAAUUAGUGCCUUCUUUAAAUCGAAAAUUUUAAGGCAUAGUUUUUUCUACUUUUUAAAUUAAAAGACAAACUUUUUUUUUUACUUUUGCAUCACAUUGGGUUUGAAAGUAGCUCAUCAUGUACGUAAAGAAACGUGCCACUUUUAGCCUGAGUAAGGCGUGUAAUCGUAUAUAAACUCAAGAAAAUAACUUACUGCUAAAUAUAUUUUUAAAAAUUCUUAAAUGCCCUAAUAUGGAUUUACACUUGAGACAAUCUUAAAGGGUUCGUAAAAUGAGUCAAAAUCACAACUACCUUUCUUAUUCCCAUAACAUUCAUUAACGGUAUUUUAAAAUUAUUUUUAAAUGUAAUUACAUGUGAAUCCAUAUUAUAAGCUCAAUUAAAUAAUAUCUUCUAAAUACCUUGGGGGAUUUUUUUUUUGGUUCCACAUCCUUCAUACUAAAAGAAAACAACGUUGCCGUAGUAGAACAAAAAAGGAAUUGUAAGAAUUUUAUGAUUAAUCCAUACAAGGGAGUGAACAUGUAAAUGAUGUAUCCUGUGUAAAAGUGUAGGUUUAAGUUUAUGUACAUCGCUUCUAGAACAGCUGUAAAUAAUGAAAUCCAUAUAAUUAUUACCUUUUUGCGCAAUGUAAAUAGUAUAUAAGUUCUUAGUAGCCAUUCAUGAAAAUCUAGUGUAAUCAAUAUUUAAAUUCAAGUGAAAUUUCCUUGUUGCCUAUUGCAAAGUAACAAGAUUAUUUAAGAAAAAUUUGUUAAACAUACAAAUUGACAUUUAAAUAACACACACGAUCAUGGUAAAUACAACUCGUGGUUUGGUGUUGGACUAUUCCAAUUUUUACCCAGUGAUAGAAUUUCCAUGAUUGGUCAAGCCAGUUUUAUUUAUAUCAGCAUGUAUUAUUUAUAUGUAUUGUUUGGUCUAGAAGCUAUUGCUUCAUUAUCCUAGCUAAUAUAGUAAGUUUUGAUUGUACAUAAGCAUUAUUUUACUUAAAUUUAAAUAAAAUUGGAUAAAAAAAUAAACCAAGUGAUGAAAGUUUAAGUUCAUCUUUAAAUUUUCAAAAGUUUUUGUAUACGUAAUGUUUCUCAAUAAAAUUGAGUUUAAA
Copidosoma floridanum is the source of this 4657-nucleotide messenger RNA. RefSeq names its product MBT domain-containing protein 1. Gene Ontology annotation, molecular function: zinc ion binding; chromatin binding. NCBI's taxonomy places the organism in Eukaryota, Metazoa, Arthropoda, Insecta, Hymenoptera, Encyrtidae. Gene Ontology annotation, cellular component: nucleus. Gene Ontology annotation, biological process: negative regulation of DNA-templated transcription; heterochromatin formation. The record is from RefSeq and is a predicted model, not a curated record.